AUGCUUGUCGCAUUGAUCGGCAUCCCUAAAACGGCAAUAACAACAACAAUAGUGACCACAACAACGGCAGCAACAACAACCUCAACCACGAAAACAACAACUUCAACGACGACAACAACAACCUCAACGACGAAAACAACAACGUCAACGACAACAACAACAACCUCAACGACGAAAACAACAACCUCAACGACGACAACAACAACUACUACUGGGACAAAUAUCGUAGCACAAAAUCAAAUAUGGUUAUUUAGUGGCGUAACGAUGUCUUGUCCAGCUGCAAGUAAAGUUAUGGAUAUCCCAGCAAGCAAUGCAGCUCCUAAUACAUAUGUUAUUGCUUGGUCUUCGAGUGGUGGUACUAAUCAACAAUGGACCAGAAUCCUAUAUACAUGUUGA
Rotaria sordida is the source of this 396-nucleotide messenger RNA. NCBI's taxonomy places the organism in Eukaryota, Metazoa, Rotifera, Eurotatoria, Philodinida, Philodinidae. The record is from the annotation of a GenBank genome assembly.